Molecule: messenger RNA, 4741 nt
Organism: Delphinapterus leucas (beluga whale)
Lineage: Eukaryota; Metazoa; Chordata; Mammalia; Artiodactyla; Monodontidae
Source: RefSeq, a predicted model, not a curated record
GAGGAGGCGGUGGCUUCCGGCCGGGGCGGUACGGUUGCUGCAGAGGCGCUUUGGACGCCGGGCCGCGUGUGUACUCUCGGGGGCGUGGCGGCGGGAAGAGCCGGGCGGCAGGCGCUGGCGGUCUCCGGGUGGCCGCGCCUCCCCUGGAGCCGGACUCUGCGGGCACGUGAGUGGGAGCGGAGCGGCGGGGAGAAGCCGACCCGGCCGGCGAGGUCCGGCUCGCGGCUGAAGGACCUCCUAGUCUCCACAGGCCCUGGAAGUUCAAACCUCGGUUGGUGUUUUGUUGUGGAGGCCAUGGAUACCUCGACGCCUUUGCCUCCCGUAGCCCCCUCCCCGGCCUGCAACCCAGCCCCACGGACGAUCCAGAUCGAGUUCCCUCAGCAUAGCUCGUUACUCCUGGAGGCCCUGAACCGCCACAGGCUGGAGGGAAAGUUCUGUGACGUGUCCCUCCUGGUGCAGGGCCGCGAACUUAGGGCCCACAAAGCGGUGUUGGCUGCCGCCUCUCCUUACUUCCACGACAAACUACUUCUGGGGGAUGCACCACGUCUCACCUUGCCCAGCGUCAUCGAAGCCGACGCCUUCGAGGGGCUGCUCCAGCUCAUUUAUUCCGGGCACCUCCGUCUGCCACUGGAUGCUCUCCCUGCCCACCUCCUUGUGGCCAGUGGUCUCCAGAUGUGGCAAGUGGUAGAUCAGUGCUCAGAGAUCCUUAGAGAACUAGAAAACUCAGGUGGUGGGAUUUCAACUCGGGGAGCGACCCCUUUCCACACACUUCUUUCCACCACAUCCUCUCCAGGAGACUGGUGCAUCCGCUCUUCCCCUUUCCAGACUGUGGCGCAGUCUUCUGCUUCUACCCAGAGCCCCGUUGGAGGGGAGGGGAGUGAACUGGGAGAUAUGUUACAGCUUCAAGUUGAAGAAGAGGAGGAGGAGGAGGAAGAAGAAGAUGAGGAGGACCAGGGAUCAACAGUACCCUCUCAGACUCCUCAGCCUCAGAGAGGGUCAGGGGGUUUUCCUCGCUCUCCUGCAUCCCACGCCCUGCCCACAUCCACUACUCCUUGCAGGCUUCCAGAGAGCGAGAGUGCUCCACCUGAGCCUCCUGCCCCUCAUACUGUACUGCCUCCCAAAAUCUUCUACAUUAAGCAGGAACCCUUUGAGCCCAAGGAGGAGAUAUCAGGAGGUGGAACUCAGUCUGGAGGAACAAAGGAGGAGACCAAAGUGUUUCCAGGAGGGAACACUGAAGAGAAUGGAGAGCUAGGGUUCUUGCUGCCCUCAGGAGCAGGGCAAACAUCUGGAGGAGGUGGUCCAUCCUGGAAACCAGUGGAUCUUCAUGGGAAUGAAAUCCUGUCAGGGGGUGGGGGACCUGGGGGAGUAGGGCAAGCUGUGCAUGGACCUGUGAAGCUAGGCGGGGCACCCCCUGCAGAUGGAAAACGCUUUGGUUGUUUGUGUGGGAAGCGGUUUGCAGUGAAGCCAAAGCGUGACCGGCACAUCAUGCUGACCUUCAGCCUUCGGCCCUUUGGCUGUGGCAUCUGUAACAAGCGCUUCAAGCUGAAGCACCAUCUAACAGAGCAUAUGAAGACCCACGCUGGAGCCCUGCAUGCCUGUCCUCACUGUGGCCGCCGGUUCCGAGUCCAUGCCUGUUUCCUUCGCCACCGGGACCUGUGCAAGGGCCAGGGCUGGGCCACUGCUCACUGGACUUACAAGUGACUACUGAGGCCAUACACGAAUUUCCAGGACAAGGGGGCCACUGCUGCUGUUGGAUACUUACCCCUCACUACUAUGGCACCGCAAUCCUGUAUCUUGUUAAUUAUGCCAAGAGGAUAGCUAUGUUAUGGACCUCUUGUUUUUGGGUGUGGGCUUCAACCUGACCGAUUUGGAAACUGAUUUCUCAUCUCACUCCAGGUUUUGGCUAACUACCCUACAGGAAAGUGGUUCACAGGCCAUAUGUAAAUCGAUCAGUUGCCCAUAAUAGAUAUUCUUUUCAUACAGGAAACUGGAAUUCAGAUUAGAAGUUUAUUUGAUGAGAGAGGAGUUAGCAAGAAAAAUUAUGAUAAAUAUUUCAUUCAGUCUCUGUGAGUAGUUAAGGGAGCUGGUCUCCAUCUAGAGAUAUGUUUGAUUCAGAGUUCUGGUAAUCUGGAGACUAAGCUCUAAGCUUUACUCUCCCUCAUCAUUGCUGAAAUUAUGUGAGUAGAGGUCUUCUUUUAUACUUCUGUUAAAAUUUUCCAGAAACCCUUCAGAUUAUAAAUUGCUUUCUCACUAGUAGGUAAUUUUGCAACACCUUUUUUGUUGUAUGUUGUAGUUGAGCACUUUAACAGAUUGCGCAUUCCAUGUGUCACUUAGACCCCUCUUUAAUAGAGGAUCUUAGUUCCCGGACCAGGGGUCCAACCUAAGCCUCCUGCAGUGGAAGCGCGGAGUCUUAACCACUGGACUGCCCGGGAAGUCCCUCUUGUCUACCUUUGACCACCACUGAUCGUCCAUAUUGAUCACACUGACUGGAAUGUGACCAGUGAACUCAGGAGAUGGCCACUGACCUAAAAUACUCUCAGGGUAGAAUCACCGCUCUGAAGAAGUGGCUAUGGUCAGAGGGACUCAGGGCUGAGACGACACAUGCUGAAAACUAGAGAAAUAACUGCACAGUGGGACCACACCCCCUCCCUUUCCAUCCCUACCCACACUUGACAGCCCCUUGGUCGACACACAGAAGGAUAGAUGUUGGAAUGGGGAGAUUGUCAUAAGUUUCUUAAUUUCUUCAAAUAAACUUUGCCGUGAAAGCUAAGCUGACAGUGGACUGAAUUGAGUCAUUUAUAUGGGAGAGACGAUGUGAGAACAGAGUUGCAAAGACUUGGACAUAUUCCUUAUGCGGCUGGGUUAUGUUCAUGGGGGAAGAAUCGGAUAGUCUCACACUGCUGCAGAGAACACUGUCCUGGAUGUCAGUGGGCCAGAUUCUCAGCCCUGACCUGCCCCUGAAUAACUUCUGUUCUGGAGGCUGGGAAGUCCAAGAUCAAGCACCAGAAGAUUCAGUGUCAUGAAGACCUGCUGCCUGGCUCAUGGACAGUCAUCUUGCUGUAUCCUCACAUAGUGCAAAGAGAAAGGGAGCUCUCUGGAGUCUCUUUUAUAAGGGCACUAAUCCCAUACAUGAGGUCUUCACCUUCCUGACCUAAUCACCCCAAAGCCCCACCUCCUAGUAACAUCGCAUUGGGGAUUAGGAUUUUAACAUAAUUUUGAGGGAUAUAAACAUUCAGUUCAUUGCAGAUGUGAUUGAAGAGGUGGGCUGGGCUAUAUAGAGCCUUGCACAUCAUGAUGAGGAAUGCAGAUUUUAUUCUAACUGCAAUGAGAAGACGAUAAAGAGUUUAAAGUAGGGGAGUAACGAUCUUUUCACAUUUUAAAGAGAUUCCUAUAGCUAUAGAACAAGUAUUGGAUCAUUAAAGGAAGGAUCAUUAAAGGAUCACUCUUGGAAGAAAAAAAAGGGGGGGGGUGCCAAGAGUGGGAGCAGGGAAACAAAUUAGACUGUUUCAUUAGUGCAGAUAAGAGGUGAGUAAAUGCAGCAGACAUGCAGAGAAGGAGAUGGAUUAAAACUGUUAUUAUAUUUUGAGGUAGGACUGACAGAACGUUUUAACAGAUUAAUAUAGAGAUUGUGGGAAAAUAAAAAAUCAGGGAUGACUUCUAGAGUUUUGGCUUGAGCAGUUGAAUUGGAGGCCAGUUAAUGAGUGGGAGACAGGAAUAGAACUUGGGAGUGGAUCAAGGGCAGACACAUGUAUUGACCAGGGUUCUUCUAGACCAGGGGGUGGCAAACUUAUUCUAUAAAGGAUAAGAUAGUAAAUAUUAGGCUUUGCAUGUUAAGAAGCAAAAUCAAGGAUAUUAUGUAGGUACGUAGAAAUUAAGGAAAACAAAUUUCCGUGAUUCCUUUGAAUUUAUUGACAAAAUUCAAAUUAUAAUAAUUGAGCACAAAUUUUUGUAGUACAGGUCUGUUGCUUAAAUGGGGUUCAGACUUAGUGUUUCCUAUCAUUAAAAUCAAUUGCAAAUGUUCAUCUGUUAGUGCUGAUCUAUAAUAGAAUGUUAUGUAUUUCAUCUUUGAAAAUGUCUUCACACAGAUAGUACUGCCAAAUACUGGUAUCAAUCCCAAGAGCGUAUGAUUUUAACUGAGCACAUUCAUCACUUGAAAGGCAUUUAUAGAAUUCUGUAAUUUAUAUUCUCUUCAUACUUGCCUCUUAUCACAUCAUUACAUCGUAGAUCAAGCACAUCCAAUUGAAGGUUAGGUGGAAGUGCCACAGUUGCACAGUUAGAUGAAAUAUAGAAAUUUCCUUUGCACUUGCACUGAGGUCUGAAAAACAUUGCUGGAACUGUAGUUUGAGCUCAGAAUAUGUAUCUGUUGCAAAUUUGUGUGGGAAUGGAGCUCUUGCUUCUUGUUCUUGACUCUACAUGCAAUUAAAACAACUUUAAUGAUUUUGCUGCGAUGUAUGUUUCCAUAUAAGCUCUGUUUUGCUUUGUAAUUUUUUGACUUGUAAGAAACGGUACCAUGUCUGUAGCAUGUCCACUGGCCAAUGUAUGGAUGAACAAAAUGUGGUAUUUAUAUACAAUGGAGUGUUACUCAACCUUAAAAAGGAAGGAAAUUCUGACACAUGCUCCAACAUAGGUGAACCUUGAAGACAUGUUAAGUGAAAUAAUCCAGGUACAAAAGGAAAAAUACUGUAUGAUUCCGCUUAUAUGAGGGACUUAGAGCAGUCAAGUUCAUAGAGACAGAAAGUAU